CUCUCAUCAAGCGCACAGAACGGGUAAGUCAAUGUACCUAUCUAAUCUACCUUGAAGCUCAAGUCCCAUAAUAGUUCCUGACCAAUUGUCUCCAGAAAGUCGUUUUGGGGUACCUUCCUAGCUCCAACACUUCCACUCUGGAUAUUACAGAAUGGCGGCCGAGGUGAUGGACAUAAAGAUUGCCCAUGGGGCAACAAGAUGGCCAACACGAAUAAUCCUUAUACCGAUGCACCACAGACGGGAAUAACUCGAAGCUAUGACUUUAAUAUCAGUCGAGGUGUUAUUGCACCGGACGGCUAUGAGAAGCGGGUGCUUCUCGUUAACGACCAGUUCCCCGGGCCGUUGAUCGAAGCUAACUGGGGCGAUUGGAUCGAAGUGAGAGUCACCAACUCGAUUACUGACGACCCACCGGAAGGUACCACGAUCCACUGGCACGGCUUUUUACAGACUGGAUCACCAUGGAUGGAUGGUGUACCUGGAGUGUCCCAGUGUCCAAUUCCCCCGGGCAGUAGCUUCACGUACAGGUUUAGAGCAGAGCUUUAUGGAUCGUCGUGGUAUCAUUCCCAUUACUCGGCUCAGUAUGCCGGUGGCCUUCAAGGUCCUAUCGUCAUACACGGCCCGAGGAAUGUGGAUUACGAUAUCGACCUUGGCCCGGUAAUGGUCGGUGACUGGUGGCAUCGUGACUAUUACGCUGUCGUAAAGGAAGUUAUGACCCCCGGAGGUGUCGGCUUGACGACCUCCGACAACAACUUGAUCAAUGGGAAGAUGAACUUCGACUGUUCAACUGUAAAGGAAGGCGAUGAUGCUCCUUGCACGGACGAUGCCGGACUUUCUAAGUUCAGUUUCGAGGCGGGCAAGACUCACCGGCUCCGCUUCAUAAACUCGGGCGCGGAGGGUACACAGCGUAUCUCCAUUGAUGAGCACAACAUGACGGUCAUCGCAAACGACUUCGUCACCAUCGAACCUUAUGAAACCCAAGUUCUCACCCUUGGUGUAGGGCAACGAGUAGACGUCCUCGUCUACGCUCACGCUGAACCAGGAUCUGCUUUUUGGCUGCGUGCUAAUAUGACGUCUUGCUCUAAUACUAACCAGCCAUUGGCCCUUGCUGCAAUCUAUUACGAUGGUGCCGACAAUAAUUCUAUGCCGGCGAGUACUGCAUGGGAUGUACCAGAUCCAGGUGACUGCGCCAACGAUGACCUGUCUGUUACUAAGCCAUACUAUUCUAUGUCCUUGCCCGAGCCCUCAUUCACUCACCAUAUGGACAUCGGCACUACUACAAAUUCUAGCGGCAACUUUCUCUGGGAAUUCGGUGGUGUCGCCGCGCACGUUAAUUACAAUGACCCCCCUCUCCUGCGAGCUGGUCACGGACACGCCGAAUUCGACCCGAAAUAUAAUGUGGUUAAUUACGGCACUAAUUCUUCCGUCCGGAUCGUAGUGAAUAAUCCAGGUCCCUCGCCCCACCCCAUGCACAUCCACGGCAUGAACAUGUUCGUCCUAGCCGCCGGGACGGGUAACUACUCCGCCGAGACAACCGUGCUCAACACGCAUAACCCCAUGCGCCGCGACGUGCAAAUGGUCGUCGCCAAGGGCUUCAUCGUCGUGCAACUAGACGCGUCGCGGAACCCAGGCGCGUGGCCGUUCCACUGCCACGUCACGUGGCACGCAUCCGCCGGCUUCUUCUCGCAGAUGCUCUUCCGACCCGAUCUCUUGCAGAAGCCGGCUUUCAACAUCCCGCACGACGUCCGCCAGACGUGUAAGGACUGGGCUAGAUUUACGAAGACCGUCGCGCUGGACCAAAUCGAUAGCGGUUUGUGAGGCGGAGGCGAAUAUACGAACAGAAUGAAUUAGAGCGAGGGGAGAUUGCGAAUAAUGACAAAAUGGCGUUCUCUACGGAGUAGUAAUCGGAUUGGGAGUGUGUUAUCUACGUCUAAUGUCUAACACAUACAGCAUAGACUAUUGCUCUUUUGUUUUUGUUUUUUUCGGGCUACAUAUUGCAUAGAAAGUGGCGUUGGGUCAAAGAGAGAGGGUAGCGCACCCUCCCCCGAACGAAUUGGGCUUGCAGACGAUUGGCGUCAACAUAAUGACUGUUUUUCAAUGUAUUUACUUCUAUAUAAUGAGAUAGAUGGAAGGAUGGAGUCUGCGUAAAUGAAAUACCUAGGUAUUAGCGCGAUCGAUGGGAUGGGAAUAUAAUGGCCUCGACGCUCCUACAAA
Molecule: messenger RNA, 2211 nt
Organism: Annulohypoxylon maeteangense
Lineage: Eukaryota; Fungi; Ascomycota; Sordariomycetes; Xylariales; Hypoxylaceae
Product: putative multicopper oxidase
Exons: 4
Coding region: 199-1815 (538 amino acids)
Molecular function (GO): copper ion binding; oxidoreductase activity
Source: RefSeq, a predicted model, not a curated record